Mus musculus (house mouse) is the source of this 8412-nucleotide messenger RNA. It is a transcript of the gene Aff1, whose product is annotated as AF4/FMR2 family, member 1. The record is from RefSeq and is marked validated. The transcript has 20 exons. Bases 233 to 3913 code for a protein of 1226 amino acids. Gene Ontology annotation, biological process: regulation of gene expression. Gene Ontology annotation, cellular component: nucleus. NCBI's taxonomy places the organism in Eukaryota, Metazoa, Chordata, Mammalia, Rodentia, Muridae.
AUCUCAUCCCUGAGUGUCGGGUAGAAAAGUGUGUGAACCGAGUGCAAAGGGACCGCCCGGAAAGUUAAGGUUAAAGAUUCCGCUUCUGGCCCGAAGAACUGUUAUUUUCGGAAAGUGAAGUUGGUUUCUCUCCUGCCGGAGCCUGGAUUUUCACUGAGGUGCCUGUGCACAAUCCUCCGGCUCUACUCGUUGCUGGUUUGGCGUCUUCCAAAGAAAUUUGGAAGCGCACUUAAUGGAAACGAGGAUUCUCCCACGAGAGAGUGGUGGAGCCUGCUUGUACAAUGAAGAUAGAAACCUGCUUCGAAUCAGAGAGAAGGAAAGACGCAACCAAGAAGCUCACCAGGAGAAGGAGGCAUUUCCCGAGAAGGCUCCCCUGUUUCCAGAGCCUUACAAGACUGCAAAAGGCGAUGAGCUAUCAAGUCGGAUCCAGACCAUGCUGGGUGACUAUGAGGAGAUGAAGGAGUUCCUGAGCAGCAAGUCCCACCCCCACCGCCUGGAUGGCUCUGAAGACAGGCCCGGGAAGCCCAGAUAUCCCUUAGGUCAUGACAGGGGGAACGGGGCUGCAUCCAGCUCCCUCCGCACACAUGUCUACCACCAGCCUAUCCACACUUCUGCUCCCGGAUCACGUCCUGUCGGUAACAUUAGCCACAGUCCAAAGAUGGCACAGCCAAGGAUGGAGCCAAGUCUCCACACCAAAAUCUAUGAUGGCCCACGUCUGACUCAAGACCACCUCAGUCAGGGACAUUGUUCCAGAAAGUGUGACCGAAGAGCUGAAGGAGACUCUGCUCCCGAGAGGAAGCUCUCGCCCUUGAUCUCCUCUUUGCCAUCCCCGGUGCCCCCUCUAUCACCUGUACAUUCCAGGCUGCAGGGAACCAGCAAGGCUCACAGCAGUGGCGUUAGCAGUAAAAGCUGCUGUGUGGCCAAGUCUUCCAAGGACUUGGUGGCGAAGGCCCAAGAUAAAGAGACUCCUCAUGACGGUUUGGUGGCAGUUACCAGCCUUGGAUCAGCCCCUCCUCAGCCACCUUGCCAGACAUUUCCACCCCCUCCUCUCCCCUCAAAAAGUGCUGCAAUGCAGCAGAAGCCCACGGCAUAUGUCCGUCCCAUGGACGGUCAGGAUCAGGCUCCCAGUGAGUCCCCCGAGCUGAAGCUGCCACUGGAGGACUAUGGUCAGCAAAGCUUUGAGAAACCAGACCUUAAAGUGCCUGCCAAAGCCAAGCUCACCAGACUAAGGAUGCCCUCUCAGUCGGUGGAGCAGCCGUACUCCAAUGAAGUCCAUUGCGUUGAAGAGAUUCUGAAGGAAAUGACCCACUCGUGGCCACCGCCUCUGACAGCCAUACACACACCCAGUACAGCCGAGCCGUCCAGAUUUCCUUUCCCCACAAAGGACCCUCUGCACGUCAGUCCUGCAACCCAGAGCCAAAAACAAUAUGACACGCCUUCAAAAACCCACCCCAAUCCCCAGCAAGGAACCUCCAUGCUGGAGGACGACCUGCAGCUCAGCGACAGUGAAGACAGCGACACGGAGCAAGCCACAGAGAAGCCUCCAUCCCCACCUGCACCUCCCAGCGCUCCGCAGACACUUCCCGAGCCCGUGGCCUCAGCACAUUCCAGUAGUGGGGAGUCAGAGAGCAGCGAGUCAGACAGUUCCUCAGACUCUGAGAGUGAGAGCAGCUCCAGCGACAGCGAGGAGGAGGAAGAGAACGAGCCCCUGGAGACCCGGGCUCCCGAGCCCGAGCCUCCGACGACAAACAAAUGGCAGCUGGACAACUGGUUGACCAAAGUCAACCAACCCUCAGUGCCCCUGGAUGGCCGGGGGAGCACAGAGUCUCCACAAUGGCGCCAGGAAAGUAAGGGUGUCGCUGAGGGCAGCAGUGACCAGCAGCAUCCUGAUUCCAAAGACCCUCUCCCAAAGAGCUCCAGCAAGACUCUCCGGGGUCCCUCUGAGGGGCCCCAGCCUGGGAAGAGGGGCUGUCCGAAAUCCCCCGCUCAACAGGAACCCCCACCUCGGCAAACCGUGGGCAGCAAACAACCCAGGAAACCCGCCAAGGGCUCCGGCCAGGCAGAGCCCCAGGCCAGCUCGCAGGCAGAGAGUGAAGUAGGACCCCUUCCCUACGGCUCAAAGGAGCAGACUUCCAAAGACAGACCCAAGGUGAAGACGAAAGGCAGGCCGCGUGCCGUGGGCAGUCGGGAGCCUAAGCCAGAGGUCCCUGCGCCCACGCCUCAGGCAGCCGUGCCCAGACCGAAGCCGCCUGUGCCCACCCCCAGUGAGAAGAGGAAGCACAAGAGCUCCACGGCCCCCUCCAAGGCGCCCUCAGCCCCCCAGCCUCCGAAGGACAGUGCUGGGGACAGGAACCCAGAACACUCUGCUCUUGUCUCCUUGACUCAGAGCCAGGGUCCAUCCCACAGCAGCAGGGGCAGCAGUGGCAGCGUCAGGACUAGUGGCUGCCGACAGGCUGUGAUUGCCCAAGGGGACGGCUGUAAAGACAAGCUCCUGUUGCCUUUGAGAGACACCAAAUUGCUCUCGCCGCUCAGGGACUCCCCACCACCGACAAGCUUGGUGGUGAAGAUAACCCUAGACCUCCUCACGAGGAUUCCCCAGCCUCUGGGGAAGGGGAGCCGCCCCAGGAAAGCAGAAGACAAGCAGCUGUCAGCAGGGAAGAAGCAGGACUCGGAGACCAAGAGCUGUGACAGCUCCAGCAGAGUGACCAAGAAGAGAAAGGGUGACCCAGAAAAAGAGCACAGUAACAAGAGACACAAACUGGAUAAGUCGCAGACUGCGUCAUCUUCAUCUUCCCAUACAGAAUCUUCCAGAACAAAAGCGCCCAGGUCCUCCUCAGAGAACUCAAGAAAGGAAAUGCUGCCUCCAGCAUCGGCGUCCUCAGUCUCCUCUUCCUCAUCCUCCCAGAAGCCAAGCAGACCUGCACAGAAGAGGCCAAGGCCAGACGAAGACACGUGUAGCCAGGAACCCCCCAGAAGUGCCAGCAGCACAAAGAGCAGCUCUACAGACCCUCCCGCUCCCAAGCACAGAAAAGUACAGGCCAGGGGCUCUGAACACAAGGGAUCUUCUGGGGAUGCUGCGAAUGCUGCAAAUCCUUUUCCAGUGCCUUCUUUGCCGAAUGGUAACGCUAAACCAGGGAAGCCACAGGUGAAGUCUGACAGACAACAAGCUGACUUUCACAUGAAGGAGGCUAAAAAGCUGAAGUGCAAAGCAGAGACAAUGGUAGACAAGGCUGGAAAAGCCUUCAAGUAUUUGGAAGCCGUCCUCUCUUUUAUCGAGUGUGGAAUGGCCUCAGAGUCAGAAAGCUCAGCCAAGUCGGCGUACGCUGUGUACUCAGAAACCAUAGACCUCAUUAGGUAUGUGAUGUCACUAAAAUGCUUCUCAGAUAACACGAUGCCAGCACAAGAGAAGAUAUUUGCUGUUUUAUGCUUGCGUUGCCAGUCCCUUUUGAACAUGGCGAUGUUUCGAUGUAAGAAAGACACAGUGAUGAAGUAUUCUCGUACUCUCAGUGAACACUUCAAGAGUACUUCCAAAGUGGCCCAGGCACCUUCUCCAUGCACGGCAAGAAGCACAGGCGUUCCGUCCCCCCUCUCCCCAAUGCCUUCUCCUGCCAGCUCCGUGGGGUCCCAAUCAAGUGCUGGCAGCAGUAUGGGGAGCGUCGGGGUGACGGCCACCGUCAGUACUCCAGUCUCCAUCCAGAACAUGACCUCCUCCUAUGUCACCAUCACAUCCCAUGUCCUUACGGCCUUUAGCCUUUGGGAACAGGCCGAGGCCCUCACAAGGAAGAACAAAGAAUUCUUCGCUCAGCUCAGCACAAAAGUGCGUGUGUUGGCCCUCAACAGCAGCCUGGUGGACCUGGUGCACUACACAAGACAGGGCCUGCAGCGGCUAAAACAGUCACCCAAAGGCCCCUAACGUAGGCCGGACCUACUCCUGCCUCGGAGUGUCUCUGCACCAUUGGAAGCCAUGAUCCAGUGCAGACAACGACUGUCAGAUCGGAAUGUCAGUACUCAACAAGAGAAGCACCCGAGAGAUGGCCGGGAUGCUUGUCCACUUAAACUCACAACAGCUGUGUGGUCAUCGCUCAGCGCUGGUCAUCUGAGCAGAUGCUGCAAGAUGGCCUUGCCUUUGCCAACCGGAGGACAAGUACAACGGAGCCCCACUGGCGUAUGAAUGGUCUAGAAACAUUUCUGGUUUUUUUCUGUUUGUUUGGGCGAUAGGAUAAAAAUUGCAAAUGAGAGGAAAAUUUCAGCAAACUCUUGUCAUCUCAGAAGCCAUCCUAGUUUGCAUCCGGAAGGAAUUUUUUUUUUAAAUAAUAAUAAUUUCUGGUGAAGGGCUUUAAAGAUUUUGUUUUCUUUUCAAGUUUUAAAGAAUACAUUGUUUGAUACAUUCUGAUGGCCAUCUGUGGAACACACCUUGUGAAGGACUCCAUUGCACUCCCCUUACUGCAGGGAAGGGGCUCUGAUGACAGAGUACUGAUAUUUACAGAAUUGAAGGUGACAACCCCACUCCCCAGUGCCUAGAGUGCUGCACAUUGUCUAGCUCUGGUCUCUCUGGCUGUCCUGAGAAGAAUCCCUAGUCAGUCCUAUGGGGGAGUGGCAGCAUUUGGAUGCGGGUUCUAUCUCACAGUCUUCCCCACAACCCUAGAGGCCUAACACUUCCUCCUGACACACGCCACCAAAGGGACUGGCUAAGCAGCAUUGACCUUGGGCGAACACAGGAGCCUCAUGUUGACUUUGGGCUGUAGGCAGAUGCAGUUCAUCAUCUGUCUGCUGGAGCUGGAGUCCCGGGCACUGACAGUGCUGUGGCUACCCUGUGUAUCAGUGAGCGAAAGUGAGAAGUCUUCCUAGAGAGGUAUUUUUCUGCUACAAGUGUUUUAUAUUUAUAGCAAAACUCAGCUUUCUAUCCAGGAUAUCCUUGGCUAUCCAGGGGACAUUAGCUCCUGGAGAGGAUGUGGAGUUUGGGGGGGGGGGCAGGAUUAACUUCAACUUUAAAAAACACCCCACUAUCAUACACCUUCAGUCCAGACCAUCUUCUAAGGUAUCGUGACUUGAUGAGGUUGAAGAAGAUCUGUGACCUUCCCAGGCUACACCCCACCCACAGUAGACCAGGUUCACUUAGAUGGGAAGUGAAGAAUACACUCAGAAUUCACACCUGCCCGUAAACACAGGCCUUUCCUUGAGACUUCAAGGUUACUACUGGAAUACUCUCAAGUGUUUUUAAAAAGCCAGUUCUUUUUAAUCCCUUCUAGAAAGAAAGUAGAAUUUGCACAUGUUCACCAUGGAGGUGUGUUACGGCUCCCCCUGCCUCUCUUUCCUGCCAGCCAUGCUUGUCUGUGUGCAUUUGGAGAUUAGUGGAGAUGGGAGACCCAUCUUUCCUUAGUGAUGAUGUCUGUGGUCCUUGUGGUAACAUCAGGACUUUCUUGGUACCUUGGUUAAAUCUACACAGGGUCUCUAGGUGAGUGCGAUACCAGGUUUUUCAGGGCAAACUGUCUGUGAUACUCCUUGGUCUUCUCAGCCUUCUCUCCUGGUUUGAAUGAAGCCAGAAAAUGGCUACCUUGUACAUAUCUGAGUAUAGACCAAGACGGUGAUCCAGCUAAGCCCUUUUCUUUAUUGAUAUUCUGAAGCCAAGCCAUGUCUGACUGAGUCGAAGUGUAUGGUAGGUGGUCCCUAGCACAGUGGGGCUUGUGGGCUCAUCAGGAUCUUUUCUCCCACAGCCCUGCAUCCCUUGCAGCCUGUUGGUUGUAAAAUGGCUAUGAUCCUUGUGAGAGGUUCUGGCCUACUGAAGUUUUGCCAGAGCAUGUGUACAUCCUGCCAGCAGAUCACUGUGCCCCUUGCCUGGACAGAAUCAGCCAGUGUAGGAAGAACAGGCUGCCUCAUUCUUUAAUGGGUGGGUUUUCUCCUCAGUUUUAUUUGUACCUUGAAAACCAAUGCAGUUGGACAGGAUCCGUUUGUGCCAGUUUGGUCUGUAGCUAUUGCACUGCUGGUUUUCCCACAACACUGCACCUAGAGAGCAUGAGCCUUGUCUGUCUUCUUCAGGGGAAAACCCCAGGGCUGUUCUGCGCUGCUUAUUGUAAAACCCCGAAGACUCAAAUUUUAUACCAUCUGCACAGUUCACUGUGUGCUUAAACUUACCAGAGGCAAAUUUUCCCCUGAGGUGAUUAUUUUGGGAGGACUAUAACAUUAGCCCCUUUGAAUAUCUGAUGUUCUUAAAACCAUGGAAGAGCAUCCACCUUAUGGGGGGGGGCAGCAUUUAAUGAAUGAAUCUUCCAUUUGCCACUACAAAGGGUGUGUGUGGCCCAUCUGUCUGGGACACAAAGUAGAGGAACACAAUAAUGUUUUCUCUUUUGGAAAAAAUUAAAAUUAGAUACAUGUAAAAAACCCUGUUACUAAAACAGGUUGCCCUUGGUUAAGGUGCCUAGAGGGCAGACCACAUGGCAGUAGGGAGGAGCAGGAGGGCCCAGCAAGUGCUUGCUAAUGGUCCCUUACAAAGUGACAUUUAUUUUGUAGAGGUUCUGACAAAUGUCUAUCCAUUCCCUGGACCACCACCACCCAGCCUCAUCUGUAGGAAGUUUCAAACGGGCUCUUCCCCAUCUUAAUUGAAAAUGUGCCUUUACUAUGUUGAUGUUAGGGACAGGACCUUAAGUCCUACGAUUCCUGUUUGGUAACUUAUAAAAGGACUUGUGCUCUUGAGCUGUGGUCUCUGAUGCAGAAGAUGAGAGAUUCAGCUAGACGUAUUUGUGCCUUUGCUGACCAAACAUAAAUUCUGAAGUUACGCUGUUUGUUUUGCUGUGGCUUUGAGUGGGUUCAUGGGUUUUAUAUGUUUCCUUUCCUGCUUUGUGAAAUUCGAGAUGAGUUGGGCUUAAAAAAUAUUAUAUAUAUCUAAGAUCUUUCCAUACCUCUUACAGAUUCUUUUUCUUCUUAAUGACUUAUUUCCCCCAACACUACGAAAUGUCUUUGAAAAUUUACCACUUCAUCUGUUACCUUCUUCAUCAAUGGUUAGUAUUUAAAUCGCCUCAGAAUGUUUUAGGGGCUCCUGUCUAAAACACAGAAGUGUAGGUUUUUCUCAUUGAAGAAUGAGCUAUGGAGAUGCGAGGAUCAAUUUUGAUGCCCCCCUCCCCCUGCCUCUUUCCCCUGGUUUUGGCUCAUUUGGAACUACUGGGCAAGAGGACUUUUCCUGUGGAAGGGAAGUGUAAGGACAGACGGGCAUGUGUUGGGAUUUUGGGAUUUCUGCCAGGCGAUCCUCCAUAUGCAGUCCAGUUUCCCACUUACUGAGAGCAGCUGUCUGGUAGCCGUGCCUCUUACUGAUGCAUUGACAAGCACCGCAUCACCACAUUUCUUUGAGCGACUGUAAAAUUUCCUGGUUCCUUGGGGGUGAAUCACACUCUGUUCUGUUCCGCUGUGCGUCAGACAUCAGCAGUUACUGUGGUGGGCAGAGAAGUGCCUCUUUCCCUACCUAAGAGGGAGCCAGAGGACAGGAAGGAAGCGUAGAGCUCUCUGCAAGCCUGUAUAUUGCUAUAUUUGUCCCCAUAGGACACCGGAUUGAGGCUGGCGGCAGGCAAGCCGGGCUGCACUGUUGAGCUGGGGCGGGGGGAGGGGGGCAGAGGCUGACCUAAGGAAGAUGAACUCACUUUGCUUAGAUGUUUUAGCAAUGCUCAGUACAGGCAGUAUUACGUUUGCCUUUCAUUCAGGCCAUGACAUGUAUUGCUAAGAACACUGCACAUCUCAUGAUAUCGCGGGUACACUGUUCGUGGUGGGGUGUGUCCAUGUGUGUCCCGAAUUUUAAUUUUUUUCUGAAUGUGAUCAUGCUUUGGAUGAUACCUGAGCAGGGUUGCCUUUUUUUUUUAAUUUAUUACCAUUAUAUAUUAUAUUAUAUAUUAUAUAUUUUCUUUCUUAAAAUGUUAGAAGUCAAAUCUUGGUAUUAAAAUUGCUUUAAAAAGGAGUAUGUUGUCAAGGUGAUAAUGAGAAUCACUGGUCUGCCUUUAAUGAGUUUUUCUUUAUCAUGGAAUAAUGUGCCAGCUCUGAUCAGCACAGUGGUUUUGUGUGCAGGCUGGGGAAGCAGCCAGGCUCCCGGUGAAGAUGCGCAGUGCAAAUACGGGGAGCACCACAGAUGUAAAAAUCAGCAUCAGCAGUGGAACGGCACCCCUGGGGCUUCUGUGAAUGGGGUUCAUCUGCCUCAUGGGAGACUCUGAAAGGGGGCAGACGUGAUCUGUGAGAGUUUUUUUUAAAAGAAACUGCAAAAGAUCUUUCCAAAGAUGAUGUGCCACAGAUCUUUUGUUUUUCUCUGUAACAAGGACUAAGUGCUGUCUUAGAAAAGGUAAUUGACUUGUUCAUCUUCACAAUCUUUCCUUUCCACAAGAUCAAACUGUAGGGAAAAAAAAGGAUAUUUAAUAAAAAUUUAGAGAAAUGAUUGGA